Molecule: messenger RNA, 1769 nt
Organism: Botrytis cinerea B05.10
Lineage: Eukaryota; Fungi; Ascomycota; Leotiomycetes; Helotiales; Sclerotiniaceae
Gene: Bccog5
Product: Bccog5
Exons: 1
Coding region: 77-1441 (454 amino acids)
Biological process (GO): intra-Golgi vesicle-mediated transport
Cellular component (GO): COG complex
Source: RefSeq, a predicted model, not a curated record
GGGUCCUUGGAGAUAUUAGAGCGUCCAAUGCACCAGCAGAUGUGCAAAGGAAAUAGAACCCAAUUGAACAGUCAAGAUGACAUCCGCAGAUGAAGAAAACUCUUAUAUCGAUUACGAAACUUUCCUCUCACCCACAUUCUCUCCCUCAUCAUUCGCAAACUCUCUAGUUCUGGGGACAAAUAACCCUACCGAUACACCCCUCGACCUCUCCACACCUCUCUCCCGUGUGCUAUUCGAUGCGCAAGAAAUAAAUACCCAUAUCGAUACCCUCACAACGAAAAGCGCCCUUCCCCUCCUAUCGCAUACCCAAGAUCAGACCGCGUCGAGUCAGAGGAUUGUACAAGAGAUAGAUUCGCAGGUCGCAAGUCUCAAUGAUGGGUACAAACGACUCGAGAAGGAAGUUUUGGUACGAUAUGAAACCGCAGAGGAAGUCCAAACUGUCGCAAGUAGAUUAUGGGAAACCGUAAGGCUAGGCAGAGUAGUAGCACGAUGUUUGCAAUUGGGAAGACAACUCGAGAUUCAGUUGUCUGAGAUCGGAAAUACGGGUGCGCCUGUUAAGGUUCCGGGUGCAAAGGAGGAUCAUAAAGCUUUAGUACGAUGUUCGAAUACACUACUGAAUAUACGAGAACUUUUCCAGAAAAGUGGCCCUGGGGAAGAAGGUUAUGGUUUAGAGAGGAUAGAGGUUGUGCGGACGCUUCAAACAUCGAUUAUCAACCCCGCAGAACGAGUCGUGCUUUCCAGAUCGCAGCAACUUAUUCGCGAGUUUUCGAUGAGCAAUCUAUCGUCCAUCAGCAAUACAUCAACAUAUGCGCAGACCAGGGAUACGAAAGAGCGCACCGAUUCGGCUCUGAAAACUUUAUACCUUCUAUCCUCAACAUCAGGGCUUAACAGCAAAAACGCAAAGAAAUUAAAAUGGGAACCAGACAUCCUCGUUCAAUCGCUUCAGGAUUAUCUCCGGACUGCUCUGACUAGCUCAUUGGCAUCUCUUUCUCGUGCUCUUGCUACACUUCCUACACUCGAUCGAACUCUCCUCGAAGUAUCCGCUCGAUGCCAAAAUGUUUUGGCGCUGGAAUCACUACUUGCAUCUAUGCAGCCUCCGGCGCACCCAAAUUUACCCUCAGAUGAUAUGGCGCCAGCCAAUUUUCUUCAGCCUUUGCUCACAUCCCUAGAGACUGGUUCAUUACCAAGUUAUUUCUGGCGGACUUUAGCUGGCGGGUUGACCACAAAAGUACAAGAAAUUAUCAAUAAAGGUGGUGUUAGCGCUAGAACAUUGAGAAGUAAUCGUAACAGUGUCAGAGAUGCCAUUCGAGAAUGCGUCGUAAAAGGGAGCAGAGCACCAGCUGGAAUCACUGCUUUGAAAGGCGAGAAAAAGGCAGAUGCUAGCUGGGAGCGAGAAGUAGCGGUAAUGGUUGGAAGUGUUAUGGGUCCAUUAGGCCGCUGAGGCAUAUCAUGUGUUCCACGGAAUGAUGAUUAGUGCAGGUCAAGAGCCAAGACGAAUUUCUAGGUCUCGAAAUAUCUGAGAAAUACCCAAUAUGCAUGUGGCCCUGAGAGUCUAUGAAAUCCCGCGAGACUACUCGCCGUGCCUAGAUCUUAGGAGCACAUUUGCCGUCGAGAAUUGCCUGUUUGUGCCAGCUGAUUGUAUGAUGCGCAAGAAGGGGAAGAGUAUACAGACUAAUGAUAUAUACCAUCAUAUGAUUGAAUGAGAACCACGCAAUGAGAACCCGCUGAAAGGCACUCACCCCUUCUAUUAUGAUAUAAUUAUAAUCGCA